UGACCUCACUUUUUCACCCUCUGUACACACACAUUCACAGUGUCGCGGUUGCUAGUGGUUUAAAACACCCACAAAAACAACAGCGAGUUUUCUCCGGUCUCUCACACAAUGACACGGUUGUGUUGAACACGGUUCUGUACACCGACAUGGCGGCGGCGCCGCUCACGAAGCGCUCGAGCGCAGAACACGCGCGGAGGCGCGCGGACCCCCGCACGAGGCAGGCGGCGCUUUCGUUCCUCAGCAACAUUUCUCUGGACGGGCGGCCCGUGCGCGGCGAACAGGACGCUCCCGGAGACCAGGACGGCUCUCUGGAAGCGCGGACGACACGCAGCACCGUCACGGCCGCCGAGGAAGAGGAGGAAGAAGAAGAAGAAGAGGAGGAGGAAGAGGACGAGGAUGAAGAGGCCCAGGCUCAGAGUCCUCCCGCGGACGCGCAGCUUUACCACGCGCAGGUCUUCGGCUCUCCGUUCGCUGCAGCGCGCGGCCGCCUGCACACGUUCACUCAGGGACUUCCGCCCUCCGCGUGCUGCAGGCAGCAGAGCUCGUGCUGCCCGGAGGGAGGAGGGGGAGGAGGGGGACACAUCAUCAGCACCUCCGCUUUCGACCUGCACAAGUCCAGGCGGAGGCUGAUCUCCCAGCGCUCCUCACUCGAGACUCUGGAGGACAUUGAGGAAAACGCUCCUCUUCGCAGAUGCAGAACCUUAUCCGGUUCACCACGACCAAAGAGCUUCAAGAAAGUCCACUUCAUCAAGAACAUGAGGCAACACGACAUCCACAACGGAAGGAUAGUCCUUAUCAGUGGCAGAAGAUCCUUCUAUAGUGUAUUUUCUGUCCUGCCCUAUCGAGAUUGUAGCCAAACAGGGGAUGGUGUGAAAGUGGAGAGCGGUCGUCAGCGUCACCCGUCUGGUGGCGUCAGUGCCAAGGAGAUGGUGAUCGGGCUGGAGGGCGUGGAGCUGGGAGCAGACGGCAAGACGGUGUCCUACAUGCAGUUUCUCUACUCUACUAACGUCCUUGGGCGCCGCAAUACCAUCGACUCCACAUCUUCCUUCUCGCAGUCUCGUAAUGCCAGCCAUCGCAGCCUCAUCCUGGCACGGGCCAACAGCCACCAGAGCAGCCUGGACACGGGGAACGAAGCGGGAGAUUUCAGGGAGUACGACCCCAACCUUCUGGACGACCCGCAGUGGCCAUGUGGAAAACAUAAACGUGUGCUCAUAUUCUCUUCCUACAUGACGACGGUCAUCGAGUACGUCAAGCCGUCGGACCUGAAGAAGGACAUGAACGAGACGUUUAAGGAGAAGUUCCCUCACAUUCGUCUGACGCUCAGCAAAAUCAGGAGUCUGAAACGAGAGAUCCGUAAGCUGGCGCAGGACGAGUGCGGAUUCGAGGAGCCCACCGUAGCCAUGGCCUUCGUCUAUUUUGAGAAGCUGGUCCUUCAGGGCAAACUCAACAAGCAGAACCGCAAACUCUGCGCCGGAGCCUGCGUCCUCCUGGCAGCCAAGAUCGGUGGAGACCUCAAGAAGCACGAGGUCAAGCUCCUGAUCGACAAACUAGAGGAGAGGUUUCGGGUGAACCGGCGCGAGCUCAUCGCCUUCGAGUUCCCCGUGUUGGUGGCUCUGGAGUUCAACCUUCACCUGCCUGAGCAUGAGGUCAUGCCUCACUACAGAAGACUCCUACAGAACUCCUAGCAGCAGCUCCACCCUCACCAGGAGAAGACGCUCCAUCUCUCUCUCUCUCUCUCUCUCUCUUACUCACAUACACACUCACACACACACACAAACACACCUCUCUCUCUCACAUACAGACACACACACAUUCUCUCUCUCUCUCUCUCUCUCUCUCUCACUCACAGACACACACACACAUUCUCACACAAUCUCUCUCUCUCUCUCUCUCUUUCUCUCUCACUCACUCACUCACUCACCCACUAACACACACAUCUCUCUCUCUCUCUCUCUCACACUCACAGGCACACACACACAUUCUCACACAUACUCUCUCUCUCUCACACUCAUUCACUCACCCACUAACACACACAUCUCUCCCUCUCUCUCUCUCUCUCUCUCUCUCUCUCUCUCACAGACACACACACAUUCUCACACAUUCUCUCUCUCUCUCUCUGUCUCUCUCUCUCUCUCUCUCUCACAGACACACACAUUCUCACACAUACUCUCUCUCUCUCUGUCUCUCUCUGUCUCUCUCUCUCUCUCACAGACACACACAUUCUCACACAUACUCUCUCUCUCUCUCUCUCUCUCUCUCUCUCUCUCUCUCUGUCUCUCUCUCUCUCUCUCACAGACACACACAUUCUCACACAUACUCUCUCUCUCUCUCUCUCUCUCUCUCUCUCUCUCUCUCUCUCUCUCUCUCUCUCACAGACACACACAUUCUCACACAUACUCUCUCUCUCACACUCCCUCACUCACCCACUAACACACACACACACACAUCUCUCCCUCUCUCUCUCUCCCUCCAUCCCUCCCCCCUACAGAAGCUCUAUGCACCUCACCAACUCUUUUAACCCGAGUUAAUUUUCUUCCUUGAUGAAAAACCCAUUUCAGCCAAAGUUUCUGGAAAUCCGAACUCCUGCUCAGUUUUUAUAGACUUUUAACAGACUGUCCAAGCUUGUGGACUGGAGAAUGUUUUUAGCUCGUCCUUUUCAUCGUGGAUCCUUUCUUGUCUCUUCGCAACUGUAUUCACGUCUUUGCCUAAUCCCGAGGGGAAGCUGUUGCAUGUUGCAUUGUUUAGAGCCUUAAAAAAAAAACCCCGACCUGGUAUACGGACCGAACUCCUCACCAUGACGACGACUGUUUCUCAGAAGGACUUUGGGCUCGUACCGUUUAUUAAAAAAAGUGCAC
This is a messenger RNA of Tachysurus vachellii, 2855 nucleotides long. RefSeq names its product Cdk5 and Abl enzyme substrate 1 (gene cables1). Gene Ontology annotation, cellular component: cytosol. The record is from RefSeq and is a predicted model, not a curated record. Lineage: Eukaryota; Metazoa; Chordata; Actinopteri; Siluriformes; Bagridae. The transcript has 10 exons. The coding region runs from base 147 to 1685 and encodes 512 amino acids. Gene Ontology annotation, biological process: regulation of cell cycle; nervous system development.